This is a messenger RNA of Ixodes scapularis (black-legged tick), 3884 nucleotides long. RefSeq lists its product as uncharacterized. The record is from RefSeq and is a predicted model, not a curated record. The transcript has 5 exons. The coding region runs from base 336 to 671 and encodes 111 amino acids. NCBI's taxonomy places the organism in Eukaryota, Metazoa, Arthropoda, Arachnida, Ixodida, Ixodidae.
AGACGGGCUGUCGGUCGGCCGGUCGGCCAGUCGAGCAGACGACGCCCGCGGGUCAACGGUGCAGCAGGCAGGAGCUCGCCUUCUUUCUGGAUUACACACACACUUCGCGCUGACGAUUCGAGACCAGGAGUGCCCUCCGGGAUUCCAUCGAGCAGAGUGGAAAGCAAACAACCAGCACAGCGAGGCCGCACCGAGACAGCCGUCCUCCGCAGCAACCGGGACAGUCGACAGCGCCACAGCCGCCAGAGCCAACGCUGACGCCAGCACCGCGGGCCCAGCUUCCUACGACUUGCAGCGCGUCUGAAGCUAGGCCGGCCUGCCAAGCAGCAGCGAACAUGCAGAGCGAAGGACGUCUCCAGAGCGGCGUGGUGUCUGGCGGCGAGCAGGGGGCCAUGCUGUCCCUGGGCGAGAAGGGACUGGCCAAGACCGGCCUUGUGCACACGGUGAGCAUCGUGGUGGAGCCCGUCGAGCCGUCAGACAGCGCCACCGACGACGACGCCGUCACCGACGACGACCUCUACAUGUGCAAAACGCCCACACCGGCUGAAGAGGACAUGGUGCGGAGUCUAAUCAUGAACGCCGAACUUCGCAAGGAGGAGUUCGCGAAACUGCUCGAGGAACACGCCCAAAUAGUGAUGGAAAUCAACCGGGCCGAAAACAGCCUGGCGUAGUCGGGGCCCCCACGCCCGGAAACACCGCGCCACCCUUCACAGCCAAUCGGCGAGCACGAAGCGACGGUGACGUCACGACCAACCCCAGCCACGCCGCCACCAGGGGGCGCUCGGCGACGGCCGCCGGCGCAACCUCGGAAGGACCGACCAAAAACAAAAUGGCUGCUGCUUCUGCUGGCUGCGUGAAAAAGAACUGGUCACGUGACCACACAGCCCGGGAGCGAUGAUUCCACGUGCGGAGGAAGAAAGAGAAAAAAAAAAAAAACGCUUCUCCGCCCCAGUCCACUCACCCGUCGCUGUCAUAUUAAUGUUCGUUCACGUAACUUUACCGGAGCCUCUCUUAGUUGGGUGAAGACGAGAAACACUUGUGCAUGUAUAGUUUACUGCCUCUAGUGACCAUAGGUUGUGUUCCAUUAUGUUUGGUUAGUUCUUUGUUUUUGUUUUCUUUCCUACGCCUGUACAUAGCAUAGCGCUCUUAGGUUGUGCGAGCUUGUCGAGAGCUGCCAUAUUUUGAUAGCGACGGCCGAGAUGGAAUACCACGUGUCACCUUGUAGACAGGCUUUUCAAAUGGUGACGUUGUUCACAGCUGACUCGUUUAUUACUGGCGCAAAUGCAUACGGUCGCAUGCCGUGAAAACCGAUUGAAGCGGAGCGCGGAUUGGUCGAAAUGCCCUCGUCUUGUCCUGUUGAAAGCAAGGUUGAUCUGGAACGUUUAGCGUUAACGAGGGCGACUGUGUGACUGGUUCAUGUUCCACUUAGUUUCACUGUUACUCCGAUCGAUCUUGAGCGCGAACCUCUAUCCACACUAGGCAUGACGCCAGUCACUUGAGAUAAGUAAACUGUCACGCGUAAUACGACUUGCAUUUCACGCCUACGGUACACGUAGUACGUCACUUGAUGAGGUUUGCGUAACGCUUAAUAGGAGUCUCCCAUGUAAGGCCAUAAUAGCCGUGAUGCGCAUUAGCCGUGAAACUUAUCACGCUUUAUAUGCGCAAAAAGUGCCGAUAUAUUUUUUUUUUUUUUUUAAGCUGAUGCUAUGAUUGCGUGUUUUGCGCGUGUCACGCUUCACGUUAGGGGGUCCAAUGUCAUUUUCUGUCGGACCAGCGGAAAGGUUUUAAAAUUAAAAACGCAAUGCAGCCAGGCACGCUCAUUGCUGACACGUGGUAUAAAUGCAUCUCGGAAGUCCCGGCUCAGGUGUAGCGUCCCGAGCGAAAUUCACCUGCCUUCAAUCCCAAUUUGUAACUGCCGUAAAUCUUUUUCCUAUUAUUUUUUUUUUCUUUUUUGAGCGGGGGAAAAAAAAAGGGGGGGGGGGGGGGGGUUGUGCUGUACCAUAGCUUUGUGUUUUGUUUUUUGUGCCGUAGCACCUGAGCGUGCUACUUCGUAGUAGUGGCGGUUACCAUGUUCGAAAUUUGUUCUAACCUGAAUCCCCUUUGAUAUACUUGUCCAGUUCCUUCUAGUUGCAUUUUUUUGUUCUUAUUUUUGUUUGGAGAGCUCGCGCGUGUAUCAUUGUUGUGAAAGUUCGGUUCCAGCGAGCGGGAGAGUUAUAAUCGCGACGUUGUGUGUGUGUGAGUGCUAGUUCAGCUUGUUUCAUAUGUGAGUGUUCUUUAUGUGUGCUUGAAACGACAAAAGCGUGCCAAAAGAAACGCAUGUCAUUUUUCAUUAAAUUAUGUAAUGUGGAAAACAAAAUGGUGGAUGUAAUUAUUGAUCGAGAUGACGGAAAGCGAUAGACUUAACGCAAGUUUACCUUAGAAAAUAAGCCGCGUGAAACUUUUGUAGGAAAAAUAAAAUAAGUAGUUCUUUUUCGACAAGGCCAAAUAUUUUGGAAGGUACGGGACUCUGUUGGAAGUAAAGUUGAAAACUCGAUAGGAACUAAAAAAAAGAAAACAAGUAUAAGAUUGGUAUUUUCUGGUUCAAAAACAAUUAUGCUCGACCAGGUUUUUUUUUUUUUUUUUUUUUUUUUACAUCUUGUGUAAACAGGUAGGGUCGCCUUACGGCGAGUGACCUACCCCUAAUAAAAAAAUCUGUUAUCCAGACAUUUCAUAAUUACAAAUUUCCACGAACCACUAAUUUUAUACAGCGACAAAUUUAUCAGUCUGACGGCACCAAUUUUCUCCUCUCCUUUGUCUUUAUUCUUAAGGCAGGAAAGCAACCGUCCCAACAAUAUUAUUAAUAGUUGAACCUUCAAAUUAAAUGUGGCUCGAUUUUUCAUCGUGGCUAUUGUAGUAACGCUUCUCUUAAUUUGCCUCCAACCAUGUGACGCUUCACAUAGCUCUAUAGCUCCCGGUCAUGCGCAGUUAUGCUUGUUGGACAGCACUACAAAAACUAAGGUAGAGGUCAGGGCGCCUAAGCCAUACAACCAAGCAACCCUCGCAACAGCGGAGCUGUUAAGGGCUAGUUUCUCCGGAAGCGUGUCCGUCAGCGAACAAAUGAUGACACGAAACUCUGGGCAGCUACCGCCAUCUAUGAGCGACGGCAGCAACCGACUUGCCGGUUCUCAGGUUCCCGCCGUCGCCCAUAGAUGGCGCAACCUUUCCAGCCUUUCCACUUUCGACGUCAUCGCAGUGAGAUUAAGUGCAGGCUUUGUUCGAAUACGGGUGCUGCGUCCAGUCCACCCGUCGAAAAACGCUCAGCGUCACCCAAGUGUGAUGAUAUGUUACGCUGCUUACGGGCUCCGACUAUUUUAGGAUGGUAGGGUUCAUUCAGAUCACACGGCCAUCACGACCGAAACAAUAUGUAGAGCCAUUCAUUCAUUGAUAUGUUCAGUUUCGAGAGCGUACGGCCGGCCGGUCAUUCAAACUCAAAGUAAUUACCUCAGCGUUCCUUUCACAAUUCAGCGUUUUUCGCUUCAGCACGAACAAUAGCGUGCUGUAGCGACAUUCCUCUUCCUUCUAUUAUUUUGAGAGCCGGGUGUAGGCACCGAAUACUGCUGUUGUUUUGAGUGUUGUUACAAUAUAGUCAUCAUUAUUAUUAUUGUUGUUCUCAUCUUCUUUAAUGUUUGUUUGUUUCAUUUGUGGCAGCGCCCACGCAUGUUUUCAGCUCCGGGGGCGCAUCUAGUCUUUCCGUUUCCCAUAGGCUCGAAUCUGGUGUCUUUGGUACCCUGAGUCGUGCCACAAUCUAAAAUGAAAUGAUUGGACCUUUGGUCCAGUCAUUGAAUUUUGUUCAGUGACUGGUACUUUUGACGUUUAUCCAAAUAAAACUUCGCCUGGUGACUUCA